CCUGAGUAGUCCAAGGGGAUUGCCCAGUACCCCGAAUUCCCAUCAACCCACACCAGGUAGCUCCCAGGGCCCCAGCGAAAAGUCCGUGAGGAGCUUGAACAUUGAAAAGGACAAUGACAUUGCCUGGGGUGGUUCCAAACGACAACUACACCGGACAGGAUCAAAAGCCGCUUUGAGAGAACAUAACAGGGGUCUUUAUCGAGAGACCAUCCAACUGAUUGCGGGCCGGGUGUUCUUUGGUUGUAUGGAGCCAGGCCAGCCCCAUAGACUGACAAUGCGACCGGAGGAGAGUGAGCGGGAAUUUUCAAAAAUGAUCACGGAGGUAUGGUCAUUGCGGCGUGCGGAUAUUCUGGGUGAACAUCAUAGGAAGGGUCAGAAUGACGAGAAACCCAAUCUAUCAGAGCACCCAAGCUCUGGCGAGGCUCGCCUGAUUCGGGAUAUGAUGGGGGAAAUUCGAAGCCAUGGCCUUAGCAAGGUCAGGGCAAUGGUUCCUAUCCUGUACAGUUUCACGGCAGACCAGGAAGCGACGGCUAAGACGGUCAAGGAACUGUUGAAAAAUGACCAGUUCACCUGCAAUAUUGCACUGGAUGGAAGAGAGAAAAAGGGCUAUCAGCGGUGGUUGGCCCCCGUGCUGAUCAAGGUGUCAACCCUCUGCCGAUAGUGGCGACCAUGAUCUGUCACAGUCUCAAUGAGUUCGAGACCGGUUCUAAAAUGACUCUCAAGUUCGACGGCAGACGAAUGAGUGGUGGGGGGAGGGUUUGUUAGGAAC
This is a messenger RNA of Aspergillus glaucus CBS 516.65, 769 nucleotides long. RefSeq lists its product as uncharacterized. Bases 245 to 661 code for a protein of 138 amino acids. The transcript has 5 exons. Lineage: Eukaryota; Fungi; Ascomycota; Eurotiomycetes; Eurotiales; Aspergillaceae. The record is from RefSeq and is a predicted model, not a curated record.